CCCACGUUACACUGGCACUCGUGCAGGACCCUCGAGUCCUCAUAUCACCGGCCUAGUCCCCUUCAGCGCGCGUAGAUGCAUGCCAUUCACCGCCUCUAGCACCCAAAGACACUCAAUUCCUGCCCUCGAGCGCAUAAACGACUGCUGACAACCAUUCGACGUCGGCCAUUCGCCCGUGCUAUGCCCGCAGUAGCGACCCAUGCGCCGCCUCUGGCCAUUUCCUUCGAUGAAGCCUCCCUCUCCCACCGUUUGCAGCGCCGAGAUUCACGUCGAGUCGAGUACCAAUUCCCAAUUGAAGAGGAGGACGAGAGUACAGGGACCGCAAGCGAGCCCGCCGAGCCCCUCACACCAACAAGCCACACCAGUGAGGGCACCUCUUCCUUCUCUCAUUCCUUCCCCCACGCUACCACCAACGACAUGCUGCCCAAGCCCCUACCCCAAGAGGCACCUUCGCCUGCAACCUUUUCCACGCAAUCGGAGCCAAAUACCCAGGCGUCUCACCAGGUUGAGCUCCAGUCUUCACCAGAGAGGGUUGGGUUAGGAAAGCGUGUCGGCUCCUUUGUCCGCAGCAGAUUGCAUAGAAGUCACUCGAAUAAAGACGGCCCCAGUCAAGCAGAGGUGCCAAAUGCCCCGAGUCCCAGCAGACUGUCGAAUCCAAAGGUCGAAACGAACACAUACAUCGUCAAGACAGGCGUGGACGGGCCAGCUGAAGUGUCAACUCCUGCCGUACACAUUCCUAAACAAAGUAGAAGGCUCAGCUCAUUUUCCCUCACUCGACGUUCGGACCGUUCUUCACACGCUAAUUCGCCGCCUUCUGGUUCACCUAUGAGCACUCUUUCAAACGCAAAGAAGGGUUCGGAAAAAAGACCUGGACUUGGCAAGAAACCCUCCUCGCCCACAUCUCACUCAAGUAUGGAAAGACCACGACCUGGAAUUACAUGGGCUGGACCCGACACUACGAAAAGUCCGAGGAAGCAUGGGUGGUCGCGGAGGCGGUCAGCAAGUAUGGAGCAGAUUCCUCGACUCGAUGAAGGUGAUGAGAAGCCGACAGCUGGCAUGCUGGCUACUUUCUCAAAGCCGGCUGUCGAGGGCGCGGGUUUGAAAGUUCGUCGAUUGAGCGUUAAUUUGCCUGAUGAUUUUAUAAUAGACUGGUGCGAUCUUGAUAAGGAGUUCAAAAGCUCAAGUCUAAUGCCUGGGAAGAGAGGAAGAAUUUUGGGUAAAGGCGCAACUUCUGAAGUCCGCAUCAUGGCACGGAGAGGGGCGUUAUCAAAAGAUGAAGAGCUGGUAGCCGUCAAAGAAUUCCGAGCGCGCGACAAGGACGAAACCGAGGAAGACUACGUCUUGAAAAUUAAAUCCGAAUACAGCAUCGCGAAGAGCCUACAUCAUCCCAACAUUGUCGAGACGGUACGACUAUGCACAAAUCGGCAACGCUGGAACCAUGUCAUGGAGUUUUGCACGUACGGAGAAAUAUACUCGCUAGUAGAGCGCAAGCUGUUCGCUGGUGGUGUAGAAGGCUUUUACAGCCGAGACGAUCGUUUGUGCUUCUUCAAGCAGCUCCUUCGAGGUGUCGACUUCCUGCACAGCCAUGGUAUCGCCCAUCGAGACAUAAAGCUGGAAAAUCUACUUCUCAACAAGGAUGGACAUCUCAAAAUCUCGGAUUUUGGCGUGGCUGAAGUGUUCAGCGGCGAACACCCGGGUCUUCGUGCUUCUGGGGGCGAAUGCGGCAAAAAUAUGGGCGCACUGCGCCUGUCAGCUCCUGGCAUUUGCGGUAGUCUUCCCUACAUCGCCCCAGAAGUUCUGGAGAAGAAUCAUAGCUAUGACCCGCGUCCCCUCGAUAUCUGGUCUUGUGCGAUUGUCUAUCUAACAAUGACCUUUGGUGGUUGUCCAUGGCAGGCCGCUAAGACAGAGUUCGAGUACUAUGCACGAUUCAAAAAGGGUUGGAACCAAUGGCUGGAAGAACAUCCUGAUGGCCAAAUUUUCGAAGGCCCAGAUGGGCACCCGAAAUGUGGCAAGCUCUUCAGCCUUAUCGAACCUCCUUCGAUAAAACGGCUGAUCUUGAAGAUGCUCCAUCCAAUUCCCAGCAAGCGUAUCAUGAUUCCCGAUGUUAUGAAGACGGCGUGCAUCAAGAACAUUGCUUGUUGUUGCCCCGAAACCUAUGAUGAUCCGAAGGUCUGCUUUGACGCAUCAAAGGCCAGUAGCGCAAAGGUUGCGGCGACGAAAAAGUUUCUACAUCAUCAUAUUCCACCGAAGCCUGAAAACAAGGUUGGAAAGGCAUUUACUCACCGCUUUGACAUGGGCGAACGGUAAUCACGACCUGACACGUUUUCACGCAUCUCUUUUUGUUCAUGAUUGCAUUAGCUGGCGUUGGAUAGCAAGCUUCGCAGGACCAAAAAGGUGGCUUAUGUCCCAUUCACAGAACAGGCGUUUUGCUGCCAUUUUCUCAAGCGCUCCGUCUUCUACAUGCCUCGAUAUAUGAUCAACGAUUGCUUAUACGUCUAUUGUCACUGACCGCACAUAUAAGCGGGUUUCAUUAUUUUGUCAAACCAGCUGUCAUCAAUACACU
Messenger RNA from Cucurbitaria berberidis CBS 394.84, 2563 nucleotides. Its product is annotated as Pkinase-domain-containing protein. Gene Ontology annotation, molecular function: protein serine/threonine kinase activity; ATP binding. Gene Ontology annotation, biological process: protein phosphorylation; intracellular signal transduction; intracellular monoatomic cation homeostasis. Lineage: Eukaryota; Fungi; Ascomycota; Dothideomycetes; Pleosporales; Cucurbitariaceae. Bases 181 to 2307 code for a protein of 708 amino acids. The record is from RefSeq and is a predicted model, not a curated record. The transcript is spliced from 2 exons.